AUGUCGCCAUGUCAUUUAGAGCAGGCCAUGUCCUCUAAAACUGACCAUAAUUUGAAGUUUGAGAUCCUUAAAAGGUUGAGAUUUGAGCUAGACGAGGGCCAGUCUUCAGCUCUUACAAAAUCCGGAACGUUAGUUUCAAUUAUAAUCAUUGACAAGUUCUCUGUUAUGGCUACUAAUAUUACUGGACCGACGCCUCAAGUAGAUUAUUCGAAGCUGCUCACAUCUCCGAAUUAUUUCGGAGAUAAUAUCGGCGCGAAUCCGGUUUCUAGGCCGAAGAACGCUGAGUCUGGAAGAUUUACUACAUCAAAGACGACAGUCAAAAAGCGUAAAAGAACCACUCCUGCUAGAAUAUACUUAGAAGAAGACUGUGAUUACCUCGCACAUUACUGCCUCAAAGCAUAUGAAACUGGUCAAGUGUGCGGUAGAACUUUAUAUUAUGUUUACAGCACAUUUGAAAAUUAUUGUAUGCUGGAUUACGUAAAUUGCAUGGAAAGAUAUGAAGGCAAGUAUAUCUUUUGUCUAAACUAA
Molecule: messenger RNA, 528 nt
Organism: Galleria mellonella (greater wax moth)
Lineage: Eukaryota; Metazoa; Arthropoda; Insecta; Lepidoptera; Pyralidae
Exons: 4
Coding region: 1-528 (175 amino acids)
Source: RefSeq, a predicted model, not a curated record